Talaromyces stipitatus ATCC 10500 is the source of this 3431-nucleotide messenger RNA. RefSeq names its product short-chain dehydrogenase, putative. The coding region runs from base 82 to 3375 and encodes 1097 amino acids. Gene Ontology annotation, molecular function: DNA binding; oxidoreductase activity. Lineage: Eukaryota; Fungi; Ascomycota; Eurotiomycetes; Eurotiales; Trichocomaceae. The record is from RefSeq and is a predicted model, not a curated record. The transcript has 2 exons.
GCACGUACAAUCACCUAUAUUGUUGCCCUUAUUACUCAUACCACUCCUAUUUAAAUUGAUUUUCAGCUCCCUUACGUGAAUAUGGAGUCUAUUUCUAAUGGCUUGUUGGCCGAGCAAGACCGCCAGUUGGAGCUACACGCAAAGAUACAGCUGCACAGUCAAAAAGUAGCGCACCGGAUUCAGAAAAACCGGCCGGCAGCAACCACCAGGCAGUACGAUUCCAGGCAGAAAGAAUUCAUUGAUUUCUGCACAAAAGAAGGCUUUCCUGACGGCCAGGUGGUUACCGAAAAGAAGCUGGUCUAUUUUCUGGAUCACUAUGUCAUUAACCGUCCGAUUCGGCCAUCGCGAUACUUGAGAAAUCGUACGGAUAGCCAGGGCGCAGCCGUUGUACAAACUCUCGGACUACCGUCUGUAAAGGCUUACACUAGUGCCAUUGUUGAUCUUUGGAGAUUCCAGCAAUCUCUUGGUACGAAUCCCUACCCUAAUCCAAGGGGCCAUCUAGUCGGAGCUAUGAUUAAAAACCACCAAUUUGAUGAGACUCAACGGAAGCGGACCCAAUUCACAGACCGAGGUUUUAAUACUUUACAGGAUGGCUACACAUCAGAAAAUAUCAGAGCAAUCGUACGAUACUGCUGGGCAGGAUGGUUAUCUGACCAAACAAGAGGCCGGAAACCCCAGGCGCAAGAGGCCUAUCUACGUACCACGGUGGAUUUCUUAUUUGGUCAUAAUAUGCUUCUCCGAGGUGAAGAUCGGCGCCAUCUAGAACUAGCAGAUCUAUUCACACUUCGUAUGGACGAGGGGCCAACCCCAUGUUGGCCGAUGAUUCUGAUGAAGCUUAAUGGCAAGACAAAUCAAUUUGGCCGGCUUGAAUAUAUGGGGGUCGUACGACAUAAGGAUCCUCUUCUUUGUACGAUCUGUCAUACUGCUUUCUAUCUUUUUCAUCGAUGGGAGAUUAUGCAUGAGCCGGUGCCGCAGUUUUAUCAAAGGCAGCAGUGGUAUAAGUUUGUCUUAUUCAAAGGGUCUGACUCUGAGCACUCCUUCUCGUACGAAACUCAGUUGAAAUGGAUUAACCAGGUGUUUCAGAGCAUUGGAUUAAAUUCAAAAAAGAAGACUCAUUCUGGACGAUCUAGUGGUGCAAGGCAUGCAGAACUACAGGGUGUGGACGAAAAUUCAAUCCGAAGAGCUGGGCAUUGGAACCAGGAUAGUAUGAGUAAUUGCUAUCUUUCCGAGCUUCCUCGACCAUUUAUUCGUACACUUGCUGGAUUCAAGCCUACAGAUCAAGGCAAUUAUUAUCUGCCACGAGCUGCAAUUGAACCUCCAGAGACCCUUGUACGAGCUCUCUGGCCAUGGAUUGAUCAAUGGCUUGCUUGGUUUUCCCCAUCCGAGUUGAAUCCGGUGGAAUUGAGUAAGCUAGAUCUGCCUCCAUUACCUCUCCUUGUUCAACAAGGGGUCGAGAAGUGUGAUCAGGAUGAUCUAGCUGCUCAAAGCUUUCUCAAGCUUCUUAGCUCUUUUCGUACGGUUAUUAUACAGGAUGCAGUCUUUCUGCAACAGGAAUUCCCAGGUCAUUCAAUGUGGACUCAUCCUCUAUUCCAACGCUCUGAUUUUCAAUCCUUUAGCCAACAGAUUAUUGAUCUGGUCCGUACAAGCGAAACACCUCAUGAAAUCAAACUUCGCCAAACUAUCCCUCUUGUGGCUAAUCGUAUAACAACUAUUGGGGAGAACCUAGAGCAUAUUAUACAAUUGAACCAUCAGCAAACACAGGACUCAAUUCGUGCUAUACAGUCUCAGAUGGAUCAGCUAUUUUCUGGGGAGGUUACAUUUACUGCAAGGCUUACUGGCUCAGACGAAAAACCCAGUACACCUGGUAAUACUACUUCUCAAUCUACCGAACAAAAUACAGCACAUACUGUUGUACAAUCACUCCAAGUUACUCCUAAUCCUAUACAAGACCACCCUCCGGGCAUUCAUCUACCCAACGAGCCGUCCGGAUCUCCCCCUUUCUACCGGAUGUCUCGUACGAUACAGACUGUGCGAGAGCUUUGGGAGGAGUGGCAUGUUGGUAUUCAUGGCAAUCCAUCUAUCCAGUCUCUCGAGGACUCGUACGGAUGUCGCUGGAGAUCAGAUAAUAAGGAACGCGUCUUCUUUAGCCGUAGGAAGGUUAUCAUUGACUGGAUACAGGCUCGAGUCUCUAAAGGCAUCCUUUUAGCCGACGCAAUCGAUGAGAUUGAACUCAUGCGAAGAAACUCGCAGAGGACGCUGUAUCAACUGCAGGCUUUACUUAAGAAAGAGGCCCAUCUCAAGAAUCAGUUUCAAAUGGACCUCAGCUACGACCCAGCCCGCAUCAAGGGCAAGACGAUCCUCAUAACAGGCGGUGCCUCAGGGUUUGGAGCUGCAUUCGGCGCUCGUUGGGCAUCAUGCGGAGCAAAUGUGAUACUCGGCGAUAUUAACGCGUCUGGGGAGGAAUUUGCAGCGCGGAUUCGCCAGGAGACGAACAAUCAAAACGUCCAUUUCAUCCAGUUGGACGUCACAUCCUGGACUUCGCAGGUGAACUUCUUUCGCGAAUCUCUAAAAUUAAGUCCACAUGGUGGAAUCGAUGUAGUUGUCGCAAAUGCAGGCAUCAACGAUGGCCAGGAAUCUCGGGUCUUUGAGAAUCCGAAGGUCGAUUACUUGCACAGCCCCAGCCCACCGGCUCCGAGUUUUAAGACACUUGAUGUUAAUAUCACGGGAGUCAUGUACACAGUCCAUUUGGCUUUGUUCUUUUUGCCGAAGAAUCCUGGUUCGAUGCCUUGUCAGAAGGAAUCCGUUACCUCAGAGUCGGGAAGAGACAGGCAUAUCCUGUUACUGGGAUCCGUCGCAAGUUUACACCCACUGGUAACACAGGCGGCAUAUACUGUCUCGAAGCAUGGGGUACUGGGAUUAUUUCGGUGUUUACGGGUAACAGCUCCCGUCAGUGCUGGUGUCCGUGUGAAUCUCAUCUGUCCGUACUACACGGAUACCCCAUUCAUGCAAGCGCCUGUCCGGGCGCUUUUGGCGGGCGUUCCGCUGGGCAAAAUUGAGGAUGUCGUGGAGGCGGCGUCAUAUUUGGUUGCAGAUUCGGCAUGUAUCGGGCGCUCCCUUGUCACGGGGCCAAAGCUAAAGCUCGAUGAGUCGACCGGCGAACUAAAGACACCAUUUGACACUCAAAGCGGUGACACGGCGGAAGAGAGAGCAGUUUGGGAGUGCUGUCUACAUGAUAUGGACCCUGCAGAUAUUUUCACUCGACGGAUGCUGACCGUUGUCAAUGCUGCUGUGCAGGCAAGAGGAUGGACUGGUUGGGUAUAUGAUAUGGCUGGAGCAUUGACGUGGCCAGUUCCUCGAUGGUGGAAUUCAAGAUAGAUUUUCCUGGAAAUAUUUGAUUUCAAGUGUCUCAACGAAAUAGAACGGACGACUUC